AUGUUUUGCACUGUGUUUCAGAGGUCAUUGCAGAGAGCACUUGACAGAAGACUUUAUCUUCUUAUCUAUGGUAACACACAUGGAUCUCCUAAUGGAAAGCUAGUCUGGCAUUUUCCAGAAAAAGUGUACGAGUCUGAGGAGACAUUGCGGAAGUGUGCAGAAUCUGCAUUACUGUCUGUCCUAGGUGAUCUGUCCCACACAUAUUUUGUUGGAAAUGCUCCUAUGGGACAUAUUGCAAUGGAGUCAUCAGCGAAUGUGACCGACUCUCCAUCUUUCAAGCAAUUCUUUUUCAAGUCUCAAGUGAUUGCAACAAACAAGUUAAAAAUUGGGAAGUGUGAGGAUUUUGUUUGGGUGACCAAGGAUGAAUUGAUGGAAUAUUUUCCUGAGAAAGCUGAGUUCCUCAGCAAGAUGAUCAUUAGCUGA
Molecule: messenger RNA, 423 nt
Organism: Rosa rugosa (rugosa rose)
Lineage: Eukaryota; Viridiplantae; Streptophyta; Magnoliopsida; Rosales; Rosaceae
Exons: 5
Coding region: 1-423 (140 amino acids)
Cellular component (GO): mitochondrial large ribosomal subunit
Molecular function (GO): structural constituent of ribosome
Source: RefSeq, a predicted model, not a curated record